UCCCCGCCCCUCGCUGCGCGUUCACAGUGAUUAUCGGACACAGCGACGCGCUUCUCUGACACUAAUGACCGCGCGCGCGUCUCUCCUCGCGUUAAACGACAACGGGAACCUUCAAACGGAUUUACGAGCGAAACCACUGUUGAUUCCUGCGUUCUCUGACGGAGCUGCGCCGGGGGAAUGCGGAGCCACGGAGGCGAGCGAUAAAACGCGCAGGUGGGAUGUCGUAAAUCUGUCGGGUGACUCUGGUGCUGAUGGGAGCUGCUUUAGCAUCAUGAGCUGCCAUGAUGCCGGAGGGCGCCGGCGUUACGAGGACUCAGAGUUCACGUUGCACGUGUAUCCCGGCGCUCUGUCCGAGGGCACCAUCUACUGCCCCGUCUCGGCUCGGAAGGUGACGUCAGCGGCGGAGGUCAUCGAGCGCGUCAUCGAGCGGCUGCAGCUGGACCGCGCACGCUUCUACGUGCUCGCUGAGGUCAAGGAGUUCGGCGGCGAGGAAUGGAUCCUUAACCCAUGCGACUGUCCCGUGCAGCGCAUGAUGCUGUGGCCGCGCAUGGCGCUGGAGAACCGGCUGGCCGGAGACGAUUACCGCUUUCUGCUGCGCGAGAAGGAUCUGGACGGAUCCAUCCUCUACGGAAACCUGCAGAUGUGGCUCCGCGUAACUGAGGAGCGGCGGAGGAUGGUGGAGCGCGGACUCCUCCCGCAGCCUCCGUAUGUCAACGAUCUCUGCGCGCUGCCCGAUCUAAACGAGCGCACUUUGCUGGAGAACUUGCGCGGACGCUUUCGGCAAGAGAAGAUUUACACGUACGUCGGAGGGAUCCUGAUUGUCGUCAACCCCUUCAAGUUCCUGCCCAUCUAUAACCCCAAAUACGUUAAGAUGUACGAUAAGCAGCGGCUGGGGAAGCUGGAGCCGCACAUUUAUGCGGUGGCCGAUGCGGCGUAUCACGCCAUGCUGCAGAGGAGGAGGAACCAGUGCAUCGUGAUCUCAGGAGAGAGCGGAUCAGGAAAGACGCAGAGCACCAACUUCCUCAUCCACCACCUGACGGCGCUCAGCCAGAAGGGCUUCGCCAGCGGCGUGGAGCAGAUCAUCCUCGGGGCUGGACCUGUGCUGGAGGCUUUUGGAAAUGCCAAAACGGCCCAUAACAAUAAUUCCAGCCGCUUUGGCAAAUUUAUUCAAGUCAACUAUCAGGAGAGCGGGACGGUGAGAGGAGCGUAUGUGGAGAAAUAUCUUCUGGAAAAAUCCCGACUGGUUUAUCAGGAGCACAAUGAGCGGAACUAUCAUGUGUUUUACUACCUGCUGGCUGGAGCAAGUGAAGAAGAAAGAAAAGCAUUUCAUCUCCUUAAACCAGAGGAGUAUCAUUACCUGAACCAGAUAACAAAGAAAGUCCACAGACAGCACUGGGGAAAUUACUGUGAGACCGAGCUGGACUGUUUCACGGUGGAAGGAGAAGAUCUGAAGCAUGACUUUGAGCGUCUGCAGCUGGCCAUGGAGAUGGUGGGCUUCCUGCCGAUCACCAGAAAACAAAUCUUUUCCUUACUGUCUGCGAUUCUUCUGCUGGGAAAUAUCCGUUACAAGAAGAAGACGUACAGAGACGACUCCAUCGACAUCAGCAACCCAGAGGUGCUUCCUAUCGUCUCCGAACUGCUGGAGGUGAAGGAGGAGAUGCUUUUCGAGGCUCUGACCACACGGAAGACUGUGACGGUGGGCGAGAGGUUGAUCGUCCCGUACAAACUGGCCGAGGCGGGGACCGUGAGGGACUCGAUGGCCAAAUCUCUGUACGGCGCUCUGUUCGACUGGAUUGUCUUCCGCACAAACCACGCACUGCUCUACAACAAAGACCUGGAGGACUCAGACAAGAUCCUGUCCAUCGGUGUGCUAGACAUCUUUGGCUUCGAGGACUACGAGAACAAUAGCUUCGAGCAGUUCUGCAUCAACUUCGCCAACGAGACGCUGCAGCAUUACUUCAACCAGCAUGUCUUCAAGCUGGAGCAGGAGGAGUAUCGCUCGGAGGGCAUCAGCUGGCACAUGAUCGAUUACAUGGACAACACGGCGUGCAUCAACCUCAUCAGCAAGAAGCCCACUGCGCUGCUCCAUCUGCUGGAUGAGGAGUGCAAUUUUCCGCAGGCGUCUAAUCAGACUCUGCUGGAUAAGUUCAAGCGGCAGCACGAAGGAAGCGGCUACAUCGAGUUCCCAGCCGUCAUGGAGCCGGCCUUCAUCAUCCGACACUACGCCGGCAAAGUCAAGUACAGCGUCAAGGACUUCAGGGAGAAGAACACAGAUCACAUGCGUCCUGAUAUCGUGGCUCUGCUGAAGAGCAGUCGAAACGCUUUCAUCUGUGGCCUGAUGGGAAUCGAUCCGGUGGCCACCUUCCGCUGGGCCGUGAUCCGAGCUUACUUCCGAGCGCUCGUGGCCUUCAGAGCGGCCGGGAAACGGCACAAGGAGAAGACGACGACGACGAGCGGCUCUGAUGGUCCGGUUCAGACUCAGAAAAGUGUGGACAGCUUCAGUUUCCUGCAUCAUCCUGUUCACCAGCGGAGCCUUGAGAUCCUUCAGCGAUGCAAAGAUGACAAAUACAACUCGAGCAUGAGUCGGAGGGGUCCACGCUCUCCGCUGUCAGACCUGCAGGGAGCAAACAUGAGCAGGAGGAGCGAGCGCGUCUCCUCGCUCUCGUCUCAUGAGGAGGAGGGCAUCUUCAUCAGCUCGGUGGAUAAUAAACUGCUGGAGCGAGCGCAGGGCAUCCUGAUGAGAAGCAAGAACUGCAAGACCAAGCCCAGCCUCCCGAAGCACCUGCUGGAUGUGAAGUCUCUGAAGUAUCUGAGCGGCCUGACGCUCCACGACCGCAUCACUAAAUCACUGCUGCACCUGCACAAGAAGAAGAAGCCCCCCAGCAUCAGUGCACAGUUCAACGUGUCUCUGAACAAGCUGAUGGAGACUCUGGGACAGUCGGAGCCGUACUUUGUCAAAUGCAUCCGCUCUAAUGCGGAGAAGCUUCCUCUGCGUUUCAGCGACGCUCUGGUGUUGAGACAGUUACGCUACACCGGGAUGUUGGAGACGGUGAGGAUACGCCGCUCCGGAUACAGCGUCAAAUACAGCUUCCAGGAUUUUGCCCAUCAUUUCCGUGUGCUGUUACCCGCGGGCUUUCACUCCUCACAGACGGGGAUCAGACAGUUCCUGCAGAGCCUCGACCUCGAGCCCAACGGACAUCAAGUGGGCAGAAGCACGGUGUUCCUGCGGGAGCGUCUGCGUCAGCGUCUGCAGGAGCAGCUUCAUCAGGAGGUGUUGAGGAGGAUCGUGUGUCUGCAGAGGAGCUUCAGGACGCAGCAGGAGAGGAGACGCUUCUGCAGACAGAGACGAGCUGCCACACUCAUACAGCGCUGGUGGAGGGCGUGUGUGAGCGGCGCUGACGCUGAGCUCCAGCAGGGGGCGGCGCUGUGUCUGCAGACGGCCUGGAGAGGCUUCAGAGAGCGCCAGCUGUUCCUGCGGCGGAGGAGAGCGGCGCUGAUCAUCCAGACGUGCUGGAGGAGAGUCCUGCAGACUCGACACUUGGCCGCGCGCCUCAUACAGUCCGUCUGGAGGAGCGUCAGACAGAGACGCAGCUUCCUGCAGCAGCGCCGCGCCGCCGUCACACUACAGGCCGCCUGCAGGGGGCAGCGCGAGCGACACAGGUGCCGCAUUCUUCGAGAGCAGCGACGUGGAGAGAAAAGCCUCUGUGAAAACAUCACAAACAACACUGUGAGCAAAAGUUUACACGCCCAGCAAAACCCAACCGAAGUCCGAGAGGAGAAAGGAGAAGCUCCCAGAAGCGUAGACGACAGUACGCUGAGGAGCCGCUCCAAACGUGAAAGCAGGAGGCAGCGGGAGCUCCAGCAAGCCACCUUCAGUUUAGAGCUGCUCAAAGUGCGCUCGGCUUCAGUGGACGACGUGCUUCCCGCUCAGAUCCCGCUCUCCAGACAUCUUCCCUCGGAGAGCCAAGACGGCUUCGAGCUCCUCGGCCUUCCUGACGAGGAACCGGCGGCGUCCGAUCCCGAUCCGAACUCGAGUCUUAAACCUCUCUUCUACAUCGCAGACGAGGACAGCAGCCCGGCCAAACACGCUCUGGAGAACAAGGAGUCAGCGGUGGAGAUGGAGAUGGACCACAGCAGCCUCCAAGCUCUGCAGACUCCUGAGACGAUGGACACAGACGAGAGUCACAGAGAAACCGACGACAGAUCGAAUGGACUGUGUUCUCCAGAUCCUCCUGAGCCUCAAACCAUCACGUCGUCGUCUUCCAAACCCCUCCAGCUGGACUCGAGGGACUCGGUUCGUGAAGCGUCUCCAGAGCCCAAGAAGGAGGUUCAGAAGAAGUUUAUUGCUCAGAGCGUCAGUACGAAGGAGAAAGCCUUCUCUCGCAGCCGACUGACCUUCUCCAAGUCUGAUAAAGACCUGGUGAAUCAGGAGCGAUCACUGGCGAUCCAAAGAGAGGCAGAAUUCAGAUCGUUUAAACACAGAGAGUCGUCUCAGAAAGAGCAGAAGAGGAUCCAGAAGACCAUGUCGUCCGGGGACCUUGGGAAGAUGGAUUCGCUCAGGAAGUCAAUCUCACAAACCGACAGCAGGGUCAGAGGUAAAAUGCGGUUCUGGAGUAAGAGCAAACAUGGAGAUAAGAAGAUGUCCACCAGGGGGCGCUCCGCAGAUUCAGAGCUCAACGACGCGAGGAACGACUAUCCUCGGGGAAGCCGAGAGCAGGCCGGCCUGUCGGAGCUGGGACGCGACAGCAAGGAGAACCGUGAGCCGAUGAUGAGCAUGAUGUCGAUGAAGAGGAGACGCAGUGUGAAGAUCAGUAGCGUGUCUCUAGAAUCGUCCGCCUGGCAGAACGACUCGCUGCACAUCCUCACCAGCACUGCAGACUAUCGCAGCAUGAACGACUUCCUCAUGAAGAAGAUCAGCGAUCUAGACGCUGAAGCCAGUCAGAAGGACACACCUGUGGAUGUGGUUUUCAAGAAGGCCCUAAAAGAGUUUCGCCUCAACAUCUUCAACUCGUACUCGACUGCUCUGGCCAUGGAUGAUGGCAGGAGUAUUCGUUAUAAAGAUCUCUACGCUCUGUUCGAACACAUCUUAGAGAAGAACAUGCGUCUGGAGCAGAGAGACUGGAGCGAGUCGCCCGUUAAAGUCUGGGUCAACACCUUCAAAGUCUUCCUCGACGAGUUCAUGACGGAGUACAAGCCAAUGAAUGGAACCAUCAGCAAGGCUCCUAAACCUGAGAGAAAGAAGAGGAGGAAAAAGGAAUCGGACACCGUGGAAGAGCACAUGGGUCACAUCUUUAAAUCCACUCAGUACAGCAUCCCGACCUACUGCGAGUUCUGUUCCUCUCUCAUCUGGAUGAUGGACAAAGCGUGCGUCUGCAAACUCUGUCGCUAUGCGUGUCACAGGAAGUGCUGUUUGAGGAUGACCACCACAUGCAGUAAGAAGUUUGACCCCGAGCUGUCUUCACGGCAGUUUGGAGUAGAGUUGUCUCGUUUAACGAGCGAUGAGAGAGCCAUCCCGCUGGUGGUGGAGAAGCUGAUCAACUACAUCGAGAUGCACGGUCUGUACACCGAGGGCAUCUACAGGAAGUCUGGAUCCACCAAUAAAAUCAGAGAACUCAAGCAGGGGCUGGACACCGAUGCGAACAGUGUGAAUCUCGACGACUACAACAUCCAUGUGAUCGCCAGUGUGCUGAAGCAGUGGCUGCGUGACCUUCCCAACCCCCUCAUGACCUUUGAACUCUACGAGGAGUUUCUCAGGGCUAUGGGUCUGCAGGAUAAGCGUGAGGUGGUUCAGGGGGUGUAUUCGGUCAUCGAUCAGCUCAGCCGAACUCAUCUGAGCACACUAGAGAGACUCAUCUUCCACCUGGUCCGGAUCUCAUUCCAGGAGGAGACGAACCGCAUGUCUGCAAACGCACUGGCCAUCGUGUUUGCACCCUGCAUACUGCGCUGUCCCGACACCACCGACCCGCUACAGAGCGUCCGCGACAUCAGCAAGACCACCGCGUGUGUGGAGCUGAUCAUCUGUGAGCAGAUGAGGAAAUAUAAAGCUCGUCUGAAGGACAUCAACACACUGGAGUUUGCUGAGAACAAAGCCAAGAGUCGCCUGACACACAUCCGGAGGUCCAUGAAACCAGUAUUAAUUGCGGUUAGGUUUAUUGGCAUUUCCAGAAGUGCCCCUGCGCCAAACGCAGUGAAGAAGGGUAAGACACGUUUACGCAAAAGUGGCCUCCACACGCCCUCGCCUCCGCUGAGCCCUCGGGCCGAGAGGGCGGAGCCAGACGAGGAGGGGGCGGAGCCAGGGCUGAGUGAGCAGCAGCAAGCAGCCAUGCAGCAGGAGGAGAACGUUUUGACUCAGCAGAUAGAAAACCUGCAGAAAGAGAAGGAAGAACUGACCUUUGAGAUGCUGGCUUUGGAUCCCAGAGCGUCCGAUGACGAGAUGCUGGAGUCGGAAGCAUCGAUCGGAACAGCAGACAGCUCGGAAAACCUGAUGGAGUCGGAAGGUGCCGCGUCCGAUCAAUGGGAAAAGAGCCCCGGUGCGUCAUCAGCGACACGCUGGAGGAAGUCCGAGUUCAAAAGCAGGCGUGGUUUACGCCGUCAGCCUGAAUCUCUGGACUCGGUGGACUCGGCCGUAGCCUCGCUGUCCUCUGUGUCGUCCACACCUCACUAUCGCUUUCGCUCGUCCUCUUCCGGGCCGCUGUUUUCAUCCACCUCUCCAGGGGACUUGCACAUCCUCCCCGACCAGGAGGGCUCCGAACGGGCUUCCCUGACCACUCGAUGUGCCUCCAGCUCCGAGAAAACCCCUCCCCGGCCCAGAGGGAACCGAAGCUGUCCUCCGAAGCCCCGCGAGCCGGGAGAAGCCGGCAGCGGCGGCCGGAGACGAGAGCGUGACUUCGGAUCUUCUCAGCCUUUGGUGCUGUAUGGGAGUAACGAAUUUAUGGUGUGACGACGAAGGUGUCCAACAUUAGCCAGAGCUGGUAACGCAGAAACACCAAUGGAUGUCCUGAACGAGAAAAUGCUUGGAAACCAGCCUUCAAUUGCUCGGCCUUCCAGUGAACUAAAUGUGAGGAAGGUAUUAAAAAUGAUGACCUACUGACCUGCUGGACCGGUCUGUUUUCACAACAAGAAUAGCUGAACAGGGAAAGAGUGAUUUUUAAUGUCCAUUUUCAUGUUUACAGAACUGAGCCAAUGAGAAGUCAAGCCACUUCAACUGACUGCAUGCCGUAUUGCUACCAUAUUGUUUUCACUCUACGAUUAAAACCUUUGAUAAAGUGCUAAAUAUGUAAAAUAAUAUUAUAUUAUUGAUAAGGGUGGAACGAAUCAUGUAAAUAGCUGAAAUCCCUGUGCUGCUGGUUGAACCAUGUGAAAAUAAUUUCUCUUUGUGUUGCAGAUUGAAAACUAGAGCGUGUGAAUCUGGUGUGUGUGUGUGUGUGUUUCUUAUGGGUCUGACAAAAACGCACACAAUUUGGGUCUAAUUUCAUCGCAUUUUUGCAUAAUGCAAACAAAUCUUGGUUUUCUAUGCAAAAUCGGUGAAAUCUGACCCGUGCAUGUGCUUUAACUCACGUUUUUGGCUUUUUUGGUUUCAGGAACACGUUUUCCAUUCAGAUGAAAAAGAAAAAGGAUGAUAAGGGAUGAAAAGUCAGAUCAGAUGUGUGUUUCUCUGUAGUUUUACUCGCCAUCUUUUUUUUUUUUUUACAUCAGUGUUAUGUGCAACCAAAUCAGGACUUGAAAAUAUAUUUAGUUUUUUUGGUGAAUUGUUUUUUUUAAGUAUAUUGUGUUUUACACAUGCUGAUAUUUUAUUGUGAAUUUCAAGUGUAUGAAUAUUUCUGGUGUUUCAUUGUGCCAUCUGGAGUCACUUGUUUAGUUUGCCAUAACAUCCUUUAUGUUUAAAAACUUGGAUUUAAUUUAGAGCUGAUUCA
Molecule: messenger RNA, 7913 nt
Organism: Carassius carassius (crucian carp)
Lineage: Eukaryota; Metazoa; Chordata; Actinopteri; Cypriniformes; Cyprinidae
Gene: myo9ab
Product: myosin IXAb
Exons: 45
Coding region: 65-6940 (2291 amino acids)
Biological process (GO): intracellular signal transduction
Cellular component (GO): myosin complex
Molecular function (GO): GTPase activator activity; microfilament motor activity; protein binding
Source: RefSeq, a predicted model, not a curated record